UUUUUUUCAUAUAUUGACCUGUUAUAGCAAGACAAAAUAUAAAGGGAAGUUAGUUAUCAACCACUCUCUUCCGCGUAUGGGUGACUGGAAAAGGAUUUGCUUAACAUCAGUGUCACAUUACUACGCUUUUCCACUGGUCAUUGGAGAAUACCUCUGUGAAAACGAUGAUUGAUCUCAAAGCCUGGGCGGAAUAUGUGGUCGAGUGGGCUGCCAAAGACCCGUACGGCUUCCUCACGACGGUCAUCCUCGCCUUGACCCCCCUCUUCAUAGCCAGCGCCUUGUUGUCGUGGAAGCUCGCCAAGAUGAUCGAGGUCAGGGACCGCGAGCAGAAAAAGAAGCAGAGGCGACAGGAGAACAUUGCCAAAGCCAAGCGGGUCAAGAAGGAUUGAGCGUGCCUUGCAAGGGAUGAGAUGCGGGGGAAUCAGCCUACUGUCGCGCAGCGUCCCACCCCGCUCUUCUGCGUGGCCCUCCCCGGGAGAUGGAGGACCAAAAGAAGGGUUACCUGGGAGGCCUUGCUGCCGUAACGGUGCAGAGCAUGACCGCUCAUGCUUUGGGACUCCUCGGCAAGAAUUUGAGAGAGAAAAGUCGUUCGACACGGCGGCACAGCCCUGCCUCCAGUUACUGUAAAUGCAAAUGCAUUUUUUGGCAUUCCAUUUAUUAAACAAUUGCUGAUUUUUUUUUUUCCAUUACUAAUAAAUAAUUUAAAAGUGGUUUUUAAAA
This is a messenger RNA of Alosa sapidissima (American shad), 720 nucleotides long. RefSeq names its product small integral membrane protein 15 (gene smim15). Bases 165 to 389 code for a protein of 74 amino acids. NCBI's taxonomy places the organism in Eukaryota, Metazoa, Chordata, Actinopteri, Clupeiformes, Clupeidae. The transcript has 2 exons. The record is from RefSeq and is a predicted model, not a curated record.